This is a messenger RNA of Pseudomyrmex gracilis, 639 nucleotides long. RefSeq names its product dynein light chain 1, axonemal-like. The record is from RefSeq and is a predicted model, not a curated record. The transcript has 3 exons. The coding region runs from base 1 to 639 and encodes 212 amino acids. Gene Ontology annotation, molecular function: protein kinase binding. NCBI's taxonomy places the organism in Eukaryota, Metazoa, Arthropoda, Insecta, Hymenoptera, Formicidae. Gene Ontology annotation, cellular component: cytoplasm.
AUGGCAUCUGCAAAACCAACCACAUGCAAAGAAGCUAUACGGCGAUGGGAAGAAGAAGCCGGGCAGGAUGCGGCUUCGGCAACAGAAGUGAUCUUGAGCUUUCAGUGGCCGCCAAUAGAAAAAAUGGACAAUGCACUAGCGUCCUUGGUCAAUUGUGAAAAACUCUCAUUGUCGACGAACAUGAUCGAAAAAAUCGCAGGUAUCGGGACACUGAAAAAUCUAAAGAUCCUUUCUUUGGGUCGUAACUUAAUUAAAAGCUUCGCCGGUCUCGAAGCUUUAGGAGACACUCUCGAAGAACUGUGGAUUUCUUAUAAUUGCAUCGAGAAGAUGAAGGGCAUUCAGGCAAUGAAGAAUCUCCGUGUACUAUACAUGUCCAAUAACUUGGUGCGAGAAUGGAACGAAUUCGCGAGAUUACAGGAACUGCCGAAUCUGGGGGAUCUCGUCUUCGUUGGCAAUCCGUUGUACGAAAGUCUCGAGGUAGAGCAGUGGAGACUCGAGGUCGCACGUCGUUUGCCGAAUUUAGAAAAGCUCGACGGCGAACCUAUAAUACGAACGGAAGAAAAUCCAGUCGCUAUUCAAUCAGCGAAGAUCGCGGGAGAUAAUCUGCCACACGACUCGCUCGAUCAAGAAACCGGCUAA